GUCUUGUUAAAAAUGCAACAGCUAAACCUCACUCCAUUAAACUACUCCUCUUCUCUCCUUUUUUUUCUUCAAUGCAGAGGCAAUCUCUAGGCUCACCGGUCUCGAAGCUUAACAGCCAUGGAGGAGCUCCUAAAGAAGAUACUCUAAUGUCGGAUACUCUUUCCCUCCCUGCCUAUGACGACGACGGCGGACACCGCAAAGCUACAAAACCUCGCCGAUUCUCAAUGUCGUCUUCUUCACCUUCGUCGUCGCCUUCAAAACCUGAGAAACUCGUUCACUUUAUACCAAUUCUCACUUUCCUCUGCUUUCUCGUCCUUUACCUCGUCUCUCACAGUCCCUCUCAAUCAGAUUUGUCUCAGUUUAAUGGAUUCAAGCAAUCUUUGAAGCAUAUUGAUUCAGUUACUGACGUUAGCGGAUUUAGCGAACUCCGGAGAGGUGAUGUUCUUGCGAGACAAAGCCUGAGGAAUUUGCGAGAAAUCGCUGACAAACGCGCCUCUGCGAAAUCUCGGGCACACAGAAAAAUCGCCGAUUUCUAAACCGCAUUUCCCGGUUAAUCUUCGCUUCCUUAAUUUCCGCACUCGUACAUUUGCAUGUGAAACAAUAUAUCGGUUCAUUUUAUUUUCACCCGAAUGAUAGAUGAUGAUGAGUGUUAAAAUGCGCUGAUAUGAUAGGCAUAAGAUAGUGAUUAUAGAGUUGAAUUUGUUAGUGUGCGCCCGCCAAGUGGUAGUCUGGAAUCGACCUGGGUUUUGGAAAUGCCAGCUGGAAUUUAUAGUCGUAGUGUGUCGCGGAUGAUAGUAUGACUGUGUCGCUUGGUUUUGUUUUGUUUUAUUCAUUAAUCACAACAAAAAUAAAAAUAAAACAACCACUCAAUUGUUUUUUAAUUAA
Molecule: messenger RNA, 885 nt
Organism: Jatropha curcas
Lineage: Eukaryota; Viridiplantae; Streptophyta; Magnoliopsida; Malpighiales; Euphorbiaceae
Source: RefSeq, a predicted model, not a curated record